CAAGACAAUGCUGGGCGCCUUUGCGCCAUAGCCCACUGUUGCACCGCACCGUGCGCACCUACCUACCACUCACGGACUCGAGGACCUAAGCAUCCGACCACCCGAACACCAAGUUUAUAACAAUGGAGGCAAAACACAGGCUGGAGUCCCUCUUGGACGAGCUGUCUAAAGCGAGCAGCUUGCCCAGGCUCUCAUCAGCUGUCAGCGAUGUCGACCAGGUCAUCGAGCUGCUCAGUGAUGCUCGGGAGCGGAUCGCCGGAGCCAUGGACCCUCAUACGGCGAGUCUAAACAUGACGAAGCUUCAGAACCCUAUCAAGUUUGCGUUCGGGAAAAUCAACGACGACCUGAAGGCGGCCUCGUCGUCACACAAGAAGGUUGGAAGGUCGUUAGACAAGCACUUCCCGCUUAAACAAUUGCCCACGGACGAUGACGGUAUGGAGGACCGUCUACCUCUAAUAAACCGGGCCAUCGCCAUGCACUUGCUGCGAGAGGGCCAGUUCACAGUCGCCUCGACCUUCAUAAACGAAGUCCAAACCAAGACCCCACCAGCCCCUCCUUCCACCUUUAGUGAACCCAUGGACGAGGACGAUGACGAGGACGAGGGUGAAGAUGAGGACGAGGAUGAAGAGGCCGCUGAAACCCACACCAACACGAAUGGAUCUCCGGUCGCCCCCGACGAUGACGAUUAUGACCUUUCGUCUCUCCACUCUCAAGAACUCCAAGACAAGUUUGCCGAAAUGUACACAAUCCUACAGCAGCUAAAAGCACAGAACCUGCUCCCCGCUAUCGAAUGGGCGCGUUCGAACUCGGCCGAGCUCGAAGCCCGCGGCAGCAAUCUCGAGUUCGAGCUCUCCAAGCUUCAAUACGUCUGGCUCUUCAAAGGCCCUUCCGUCAACAACCUCCCCGACGACGAACACAAUGGCCGCCCGGGCGCGCUCGCCUAUGCCCGCCAGCACUUCGGCCGCUUCCAAGCCCGCCACCUACGUGAGAUCCGACAGCUCGCGGCGGCCAUGGUCUUCGCCCCCAACCUCCCGGACUCCCCCUACCACAUGACUUUUGCCGCCAUCUCCACCGCCUUUACCGAUGUCGCCGCCUCCUUUACCCGCGAGUUCUGCAGCCUGCUCGGUCUGUCGGCAGAAUCCCCCCUCUACCUCGCCGUCACCGCCGGCGCCCUGGCCUUGCCCCGACUCAUGAAAUUCAUGCUCGCCACCCGCUCCAAGGGCACCGAGUGGACAACUGCGCAGGAGCUUCCAUUCGAAACACCGCUUCCCGAGAGCAUGCUGUUCCAUAGCAUCUUUGUCUGCCCAGUGUCCAAGGAGCAGACGACCGAGGACAACCCGCCCAUGGUGAUUCCCUGCGGCCAUAUGCUGGCACGCGAGACGCUGCAGAAGCUGUGCAAGGGUAACAGGUUCAAGUGCCCGUACUGUCCAAGCGAGGGGCUGUUCAAGGACGCCCGGAGGGUCGUCUUGUAGGGUGGCGCGGACUCGACGGGGGUAAGGGAGGUUGGAAGCGGAGUGGGCUUGGGGCAUGACGCUGCCUGUGGCGACAGGGACCACCGACAGGGACCCACGCCUGGCCUGGGAGACGCAGACGUAUCUCUCGCGCUUAUCGUCGACCGGGUCUUCGAUGGUCUUUUUCAAAAUACCGACUCUUCCCGGGCCCUGGAGAGUCUCCUUCAGCCCGGGGGCGAGCCGGCGGACAGCGGCUUAGCAACGGCGACCUUGCUGCCCAACCCGGAAAC
Messenger RNA from Chaetomium fimeti, 1741 nucleotides. Its product is annotated as CTLH/CRA C-terminal to lish motif domain-containing protein. The transcript has 3 exons. Gene Ontology annotation, biological process: proteasome-mediated ubiquitin-dependent protein catabolic process. Lineage: Eukaryota; Fungi; Ascomycota; Sordariomycetes; Sordariales; Chaetomiaceae. Gene Ontology annotation, molecular function: ubiquitin protein ligase activity. The record is from RefSeq and is a predicted model, not a curated record. The coding region runs from base 123 to 1472 and encodes 449 amino acids. Gene Ontology annotation, cellular component: cytoplasm; nucleus; GID complex.